AUGAAUGGUAACACUAUACAUCCAAUCAACACCACCACAACAGCAGGAGGAGGCCCAGGCGUGGCAGCGCCCCCGAGAGGCUGGAGGGAAUUCUGCGAGCUUCACGCCAUCGCCACAGCCCGGCAGCUGGCCGGACACUACCGGAGCUUCGCCAGAGAGCGGCAACAACAUGACGUGCUCCCACCAGAGACUUUUUCCAAGCAGUUCACCGACCUCUUCCAGCAGCACUUCUGCUGUGAGGUCGACAAAGAUGGCACUCCACUCGGCCCGAACACAUGCUCCACCGGUAGUGCUGCCUCCACCACUGCGGUGGCUCCUCCCCAUUCAUCACAGGCUGUGAUUAGUCGAUUGCGGAUCACAUCUUUGUCUGGGGUGCAGGACUACCGGGAGGCGGGCCGGCCAAGUGGAGGAGCUUCUCCAUUUACUGUGGUGUCACCAAAAGUGGAGCCAGUGGUGGUGAGUCGGGAACAGGAGCAGCCGCUGCGAUGUGCGGCGGGAAACUCCUUAUCAGGAAACCCUCAGGUGCUCAGAGGUUCGACUCGUAGUAUUGGCAGCGGGUCACUGCUGAUUCGUAGCCGUAGCAACGAGGACAUCUCUGGCACUGAUCGUCGUCAGGUGUCUGAACGGUACUCUUCGGACUCCUCAACCUCCAACCCUGGACAUGCUGAUGUCACACAUUUCUCUGUCCGUCAAAUCCGAGAGACCGUAAGACAGCUUUUUAAGAAACGGCCCCUCCCCAGCCCCCCCUCAUCCCAGGACCUGUCUCCUAGCAGCCCCAACCCCACCACCAACAACAAUCCCCCAAAUAAUGUUGACCGAAUCAGUGGGAAUUCCUCCACAAACGAGGAAGUGUCGUCAUCCUCCUCAUCCCCUCACUCUUCCUCCUGUGUUAACUCUGAAGCCAUGCCCCCAGCCUCUUCACAUAUGUCCAUGGCGGGGGUAGCCUCUCACUUCCUGGAUCGUUUACGCUGGUUACGCAGUGGAAGCAUGAGGCAGAGGAGGUCAGAGAUGAGCGGCUGCUGUAAAGAGGGCCAAAUGAGGUACUUGCAGGUGGAUGACACUAUCUCAGACUCUCAGCCCCGCUGGCAACGCUGCCGCCUGCUGGUCAGGAGGAACAGGGACGCUCAAGGUGGUGGAGGAGGAAGAGGAGGAGGGGAGAGGUACCAGUUGGAGCUUUAUGAUCCUCCAAAGGCCUCCAGUCCCAAGCUGACGACUCACUGCUCAGAUAUCCAAGAAGUCCGUCGUUGCAACCGGCUGGAGAUGCCUGACAACUUAAACACAUUUGUUUUAAAGGUUAAUCGAGGUAGUCUGAUAUUUGAGACAGACAACGACCAGCAGGUCAGCUCCUGGACCACAGAGCUAAAAGAAUGUAUCACCAACAGGUCAGACAGUGUGGAUCUGGAGCCCCUCCCCUCCCCGGUUGACAGCUCUGCUCCAGCCAAUCACAGAGGGAGCGCAGAGUUAGGAAGUCAAAGCCCCGUCACCUUUGCCCCGCCAGAGCAGGGUGUCCAGAAGACUGAUCAUUUCCUGUUCUCCUACCCCUGGUUCCACGGGCCCAUCUCCCGCGUCAAGGCAGCCUACCUGGUUCAGAGCUCUGGACCGGAGGGACACGGCGUGUUUCUGGUCCGACAGAGCGAGACGCGCAGAGGUGACUACGUCCUCACGUUUAACUACCAGGGAAAAGCAAAGCACCUGCGUCUCUCUCUGACAGAAUGGGGUCAGUGCAGGGUACAGCACCUGCGCUUCCCCUCUGUUAUGGACAUGCUCAGUCACUUCCGCCUCUUCCCCAUCCCGCUAGAGUGCGGCGCUGCCGGUGCCGUCACGCUGUCCAGCUUCGUAGUGGCGGGCUCCAGCCCUCCAUCACAGGGUCAGCUCUCAGGCGCUCUUCUCGUCCCUUUCUCCCUCCAUCGGUGGAGUUCUGAGCCCAGCCUGGCUCACUGCAGCCUGGCUCGCAGCUCCACUCAGCCCCCUUCCUCCUGCUCCACCAGCGCCAGCACCACUUCCAGUCCCAGUUCUGUUUCCCAACCGGGAAAUCGGCCAUUCACUCGCACCAACCGCGUCCCUGACCCUCCUCCGCCAGCUCCCGCUCCUCUGCGUCGGAGUGAAUCGGUGGGGAGGAGACCCCUGCUCCGCCACCCCAACCCGCACAUCCCUCAACGGGACUCAGACUAUGAGCUAGAGCCCGAGCGGGGCCGCAAGCGGGCGAUAGACAACCAGUACAUGUUGCUCUGACCCGCUGAGUCAAGCACCUUCAUCACCUCUGACAGACUGCAGUCACACAUGAUCACACACACGUCACGUAUUUUAUUACCACCCCACCUACAAACAUGUGGUGGGUGUGUGAGAGGCACCUCACAACCUCCACCCCGAGUGUCCGCAGUGAAUGUAUUUUUGUGAGUUUUAUAACAGUGUUGACCAUGAUGAUUAUCCUCAUUUUAUUGAUGUUGAGGUUCUGUGCGAGAGAGGGAGAGCCACGUGUGUAGCUGUCCUCAAGCCCAGGCCAAAAAAAAGUAAAUGUUUAAAUGCUUUUAUACUUGUGAAUAUAUAGAGGUGCACUUGAUUUAACUUCAUUGGCACUUAGACUGAACUGAUGGGGAAGACACUGCCUGUGAAACUGAUUAAAUCAAGUGCUUCUGUAAAAUAUUUAAAAGACAUUUUCUUUUUCACACACAAGAGAUUUUGUGUGAAGCGCCUUUUUAUACACACACCAACGAAGAAGCACUCUAUUUGAGCGUGUCUGUACACUCUAUUAGGUAGUCCUCCUCUUGUGCUUUAUUAUAUAUUUAAGUGCACGAUGCUUUCAGUGCACUUUGGAAACAAUGUGUAUUUUUUCUAUACACAGAUUAUUUUGUAGAAAAACAAAAAGAUUAACUGAAAAGGGGAAAAUGUGGUUAAAGUCAGUGUUACUAGAAACUGAUCCUCUUCCCCCUUCAAACCUUCGCUGAAGCAAAUACAGAAAACCACAGAAAUGAUUGUAGAUCAGCUUUCUUCAUCGGCACUGUCUGUACCUGAACAUGUUUGUGGUGUGUGUCUGUGUGUGAGAUGAUUGAAAGUCCUUCAGCAUGGCUGUGCUGAUCUCAGUCUGGUACAGUAUUCACCCCCAGAGACUUUGUGUCCCAAAUCUCACUGCUAGGAUUUUUCUAAAAGGGUCUUUGUAGUGUCACAUGUUACAUUUCAAGCACCAAAGGCGCUAUGUGCACAAAAUUCACUUUUGAAUGAGCACAAAGUGUUUCAUGGUCUCAUAGAAAUAACUUUUGAAAUAAAAUCAAAGAAAAUGGAAUGAUGUAAUAACGAUAUUAUAAUUGAUAUAUCUUUGCCACCCUGCAGCCUCGAACAAUGGUUUAGAAAAUGGAUGGAUAUUGUUACCAUAUUAAUUUGUAAUUAAUUAAUUUUCUGAUGCAAAAGGUAUUCUGUGCCACUACAAUCAUGUUUAAAAAGCAUAACUCUGCCCCAUGUGGACAAUAUCACACUUUCCACAAAGCACUUAGAAUGAAUUUCAUUCCAGUCGUUACAAAUUGGUGAUGAGAUAUGAAUUAUGCUAUAACAAGUCAUUUGCAUUGAUUUUUGUGGCGUAAAAAGGUAUUCUGUGUCACCAAAGUGAGACAUAAAACAGAAAUGGAAACAUAGACUUGAAAUGCUUCACUCCAAAGAUCGUGAGGGGGGGGGGACUUCACGUACAGAAGGUAUUUGACAAAGCUUCGUCUCGUCCUUGCAGUCGUGUGCGGAUUCUCAACAAAAGUGAGAGCCGAAGCCCUAAAAAAACUUCAAUCCAGUUUUGUCAUGGUUUGAUCAUCUGUCAUUAAACCUUUAAUGGUCUCUUAAAAGUAGACCAUGAUAUGAUGCAACUCCCGAAAGUGCCUCUGUAGAUAUUAACAUUUAUUUUCUGAACAACUUCUUCAGGCAGAUAUUGAUUCUGGGAGUAGCAUCGCGUCUCCAGCUCAUAAUGUUAAUUGUUUUUCUCAGUAUUUUCUUAAAUUUAUGACCAAUUAAUAAUUUGAGGUGCCUUCUGAGUUUGUCAUCACACCUAAAAGCAGUUUUGACACACACCAAAGAUGAAAUGUCCAAUUUUCUGUAAUUUUGUUUCAAUAACUGAAGCUUCACUUCAUUAGCAGUGGGAUGCCUGUGGGGAAACAGUGUGCUACAACAUGUCUGUUUGUCUUCUUACCUUGCUUUAACACUAACUUUAGCAUUUGAUUAAGAUUUACUUUCAGUAAACUUAUGCUUAAUGCAUGUUUUAAACCUGAAGCUGUCUGUCUCUCUGCCCUCUUUAUCGUUGUAGUUUCCUGUUUUUUUAUUAAGAGACCUGCACAAGUGCAAGUUAAUUUCCUCAUGAACAUGACUAGUGUAAGUCUGCUGUGAUUACUCCUCUUGUUCUGCAAUAAGUUGGCUUUGUCUAUCAAAGGAAUGUUUUUACAAUGGUUGCGUAGUUCUCUUUAAUGUAUCAUCUUGAUAAAGACUGACAUCUUUAAAAAUGUGUUUAUAAGGGGAACAAAAACAAGGACGUUUUUGGCAAAAGUACGGUUGGUCUUCCUGUCUUUAUGUGCUCAAGUCAAACAAAUCACUCGUCACCUCGGUGUUUCAUUUCUGCUAAAGAAAGCAACGGUAACAAUAACUAUUUUGACUAUCAGUCCCCUCUCUUUGCUGAUUGUUUUUGUUUUAGGGAGAAUGACUGUGCCUUUGCCAGAAAGCUGCUUUGCUUUUCCCCGGAUGUGAUGUGGUGCAGAGUAGUGCAAUAUCUGAGAGAAGCCCAGUGCUUCACACAACGUUUCAUGUAUGUAAGGAAGGAUCAGACUUCUACAUGGAUGAGAUAAGUGAGAAUUCAAUGUUUUGCACCUGCUCAUACACUGAAGAAAACAAACAUUUGACAAAUGCCAAAGUUCCUAGAAAAUAAUGCUAUAUUUAAAGCCAGGGCUACCACAUUUUCCUUUUGCUUUAUGGCUUAUAAUUUUUUUUCAUGGUUCACUCCAAUUUGUCUGCAUGAAUCGAGUUAAUGCUUAAGAAGAAUCCCUGUGUACCUCAGGUGUCUUUAAUCCUCAACACCUGCUCCAGCAAGACCUUUAGUCUACCCCGUAUGUUUAUUUUAAAAAUGUCCAGUUGAUGAAUGUGUGUUCUCAAUACUGUUCAUUCUGUUUAUUAAUUUAGCACUGUAAACAUUCCAGUUCAACCCAACGUCCCCUCAACAGCCAAUGAAAACCAACAGCUUUUAAAAUCGUCAUUUUGUGUUUGCAUCACUUUUAGUAAUAAGCAAUCUAAAUUAUAUAUAUAUAUAUAUCUCAACUGUAUAUUUGAC
Messenger RNA from Micropterus salmoides (largemouth bass), 5290 nucleotides. It is a transcript of the gene sh2b3, whose product is annotated as SH2B adaptor protein 3. Lineage: Eukaryota; Metazoa; Chordata; Actinopteri; Centrarchiformes; Centrarchidae. Gene Ontology annotation, molecular function: transmembrane receptor protein tyrosine kinase adaptor activity. The record is from RefSeq and is a predicted model, not a curated record. Gene Ontology annotation, cellular component: plasma membrane. The transcript has 7 exons. The coding region runs from base 1 to 2232 and encodes 743 amino acids. Gene Ontology annotation, biological process: intracellular signal transduction.